Molecule: messenger RNA, 15282 nt
Organism: Choloepus didactylus (southern two-toed sloth)
Lineage: Eukaryota; Metazoa; Chordata; Mammalia; Pilosa; Megalonychidae
Gene: PLEC
Product: plectin
Exons: 32
Coding region: 122-14173 (4683 amino acids)
Biological process (GO): intermediate filament bundle assembly; wound healing
Cellular component (GO): cell junction; keratin filament; membrane
Molecular function (GO): protein binding; keratin filament binding; structural molecule activity
Source: RefSeq, a predicted model, not a curated record
GCGCCGGCCGAGCCGCAGACCGGAGCCCGCGCCUCGUGCUCAGCGCCCGCCGUCCGUGCGUCCGUCCGCGCGCAGGGAGCCCAGUCGGUCCGCGCCCGCGCCCCGCCGCCCGCCGGCAGCCAUGGUGGCCGGCAUGCUCAUGCCGCUGGACCAGCUGCGCGCCAUCUACGAGGUGCUCUUUCGCGAAGGCGUGAUGGUGGCCAAGAAGGACCGGCGGCCCCGCAGCCUGCACCCCCACGUGCCCGGCGUCACCAAUCUGCAGGUCACGCGGGCCAUGGCCUCGCUGCGGGCGCGCGGCCUGGUGCGGGAGACCUUCGCCUGGCGCCACUUCUACUGGUACCUCACCAACGAGGGCAUCGCCCACCUGCGCCAGUACCUGCACCUGCCGCCCGAGAUCGUGCCCGCCUCCCUGCAGCGCGUGCGCCGCCCCGUCGCCCUGGUGACGCCAGCGCGCCACAGCCCCCGCGUGCAGACCGUGCAGGGCCCCCUGGGCUGCCCGCCCAAGCGGGGGCCGCCGCCCGCCGACGACCCUGCCCGUGAGGAGCGGCGGGGCUACCGCCGGAAGGAGCCUGAGGAGGGGGCGCCCGAGCCCCCUGUGGUGCCCGCCACCACCCUGGGGACCCUGGCGCGGCCCAGCCCGGAGCCGUCCCCAGCCACAGAUGAGCGGGACCGUGUGCAGAAGAAAACCUUCACCAAGUGGGUCAACAAGCACCUCAUCAAGGCCCACAGGCACAUUAGUGACCUGUAUGAGGAUCUCCGCGAUGGCCACAACCUCAUCUCCCUGCUGGAGGUGCUCUCGGGGGACAGCCUGCCCCGCGAGAAGGGGAGGAUGCGCUUCCAUAAGCUACAGAACGUCCAGAUUGCCCUGGACUACCUCCGGCACCGCCAGGUGAAGCUGGUGAACAUCAGGAAUGAUGACAUCGCCGACGGCAACCCCAAGCUCACGCUGGGCCUCAUCUGGACCAUCAUUCUGCACUUCCAGAUCUCGGACAUCCAGGUGAGCGGGCAGUCGGAGGACAUGACGGCCAAGGAGAAGCUGCUGCUGUGGUCGCAGCGCAUGGUGGAGGGCUACCAGGGCCUGCGCUGCGACAACUUCACCUCCAGCUGGCGCGACGGCCGGCUCUUCAAUGCCAUCAUCCACCGGCACAAGCCCAUGCUCAUCGACAUGAACAAGGUGUACCGGCAGAGCAACCUGGAGAACCUGGACCAGGCCUUCUCCGUGGCAGAGCGGGACCUGGGCGUGACACGGCUCCUCGACCCCGAGGACGUGGACGUCCCGCAGCCUGACGAGAAGUCCAUCAUCACGUAUGUCUCGUCCCUGUACGACGCCAUGCCCCGUGUGCCUGACGUGCAGGAUGGGGUGCAGGCCAAUGAGCUGCAGCUGCGCUGGCAGGAGUAUCGUGAGCUGCUGCUGCUGCUGCUGCAGUGGAUCCGGCACCACACGGCUGCCUUUGAGGAGCGCAAGUUCCCGUCCAGCUUUGAGGAGAUUGAGGUCCUGUGGUGCCAGUUCCUGAAGUUUAAGGAGACGGAGCUCCCAGCCAAGGAGGCCGACAAGAACCGGGCCAAGGGCAUCUACCAGUCCCUGGAGGGUGCGGUGCAAGCCGGCCAGCUCAAGGUGCCCCCUGGCUACCACCCGCUGGACGUGGAGAAGGAGUGGGGCAGGCUGCACGUGGGCAUCCUGGAGCGGGAAAAGCAGCUCCGGAGCGAGUUUGAGAGGCUGGAGUGUCUCCAGCGCAUCGUGAGCAAACUCCAGAUGGAGGCCGGGCUGUGCGAGGAGCAGCUGAACCAGGCCGACGCCCUGCUGCAGUCGGACAUCCGGCUGCUCGCUGCAGGCAAGGGGCCACAGCGGGCCAGCGAGGUGGAGCGGGACCUGGACAAGGCGGACGGCCUGAUCCGACUGCUGUUUAAUGACGUGCAGACCCUCAAGGAUGGGCGGCACCCCCAGGGCGAGCAGAUGUACCGCAGGGUGUACCGCCUGCACGAGCGCCUGGUGGCCAUCCGCACCGAGUACAACCUCCGGCUGAAGGCGGGUGUGGGCGCCCCCGCGACCCAGGUGACCCAGGUCACGGUGCAGAGUGUGCAGAGGCGACCCGAGCUCGAGGACUCCACCCUGCGCUACCUGCAGGACCUUCUGGCCUGGGUGGAAGAGAACCAGCGGCGAGUGGACGGUGCCGAGUGGGGUGUGGACCAGCCCAGCGUGGAGGCGCAGCUGGGCAGCCACCGCGGCCUGCACCAGUCCAUUGAGGAGUUCCGGGCUAAGAUUGAGCGGGCACGCGCUGACGAGGGCCAGCUGUCCCCACCCACCCGGAGCGCCUACCGCGACUGCCUGGGCAGGCUGGACCUGCAGUACGCCAAGCUGCUGAACUCCUCCAAGGCCCGUCUCCGGGCCCUGGAGAGCCUGCACGGCUUCGUGGCAGCUGCCACCAAGGAGCUGAUGUGGCUCAACGAGAAGGAGGAGGAGGAGGUCGGCUUCGACUGGAGUGAGCGCAAUGCCAACAUGGCAGCUAAGAAGGAGAGCUACUCGGCCUUGAUGCGUGAGCUAGAGCUGAAAGAAAAGAAGGUCAAGGAGAUCCAGAACACCGGCGACCGCCUGCUGCGAGACGACCACCCUGCACGGCCCACAGUGGAGUCCUUCCAGGCGGCUCUGCAGACCCAGUGGAGCUGGAUGUUGCAGCUGUGCUGCUGCAUCGAGGCACACCUGAAGGAGAACACCGCCUACUUCCAGUUCUUCACAGAUGUGCGGGAGGCUGAGGAGCAGCUGCAGAAGCUGCAGGAGACGCUGCGCAGGAAAUACACCUGCGACCGCUUGACCACUGUCACGCGCCUUGAAGACCUGCUGCAGGAUGCCCAGGAUGAAAAGGAGCAGCUGAACGAGUAUAAGGGGCACCUCCUGGGCCUGGCCAAGCGGGCCAAGGCCAUCGUGCAGCUGAAGCCACGCAACCCGGCCCACGUGGUGCGGGGACAUGUGCCCCUGCUGGCCGUGUGUGACUACAAGCAGGUGGAGGUCACCGUGCACAAAGGCGACGAGCUGCAGCUGGUGGGCGCCGCGCAGCCGUCCCACUGGAAGGUGCUCAGCAGCUCCGGCCAGGAGGCCGCCGUGCCGUCCGUCUGCUUCCUCGUGCCCCCGCCCAACCAGGAGGCACAGGAGGCCCUCACCAGGCUGGAGGCCCAGCACCAGGCCCUGGUGGCACUCUGGCACCAGCUGCACGUGGACAUGAAGAGCCUCCUGGCCUGGCAGAGCCUCAGCCGCGACGUGCAGCUCAUCCGCUCCUGGUCCCUGGUCACGUUCCGCGCGCUGAAGCCGGAGGAGCAGCGCCAAGCCCUGCGCAGCCUGGAGCAGCACUACCAGGCCUUCCUGCGGGACAGUCAGGAUGCCGGCGGCUUCGGGCCCGAGGACCGGCUGCAGGCCGAGCGCGAGUACGGCUCCUGCAGCCGCCACUACCAGCAGCUGCUGCAGAGCCUGGAGCAGGGUGAGCAGGAGGAGUCCCGCUGCCAGCGCUGCAUCUCGGAGCUGAGGGACAUCCGACUGCAGCUGGAGGCCUGCGAGAGCCGCACCGUGCACCGCCUGCGGCUGCCGCUGGACAAGGAGCCGGCGCGGGAGUGUGCCCAGCGCAUCGCAGAGCAGCAGAAGGCGCAGGCGGAGGUGGAAGGGCUGGGCAAGGGGGUUGCCCGGCUCUCUGCUGAAGCCAAGAAGGUCCUCGCCCUGCCUGAGCCCUCGCCUGCCGUCCCCAUGCUGCGCUCUGAGCUGGAGCUGACACUGGGCAAGCUGGAGCAAGUCCGCAGCCUGUCCGCCAUUUACCUGGAGAAGCUCAAGACCAUCAGCCUGGUGAUCCGGAGCACACAGGGUGCCGAGGAGGUGCUCCGGGCCCACGAGGAGCAGCUCAAGGAGGCACAGGCCGUGCCCGCCACCCUCCCGGAGCUUGAGGCCACCAAGGCUGCACUGAAGAAACUGCGGGCCCAGGCCGAGGCACAGCAGCCUGUGUUCGACGCCCUGCAGGACGAGCUGCGGGCGGCCCAGGAGGUGGGGGCGCGGCUGCAGCAGCAGCACGGCGAGCGGGACAUCGAGGUGGAGCGCUGGCGGGAGCGCGUGGCCCAGCUGCUGGAGCGCUGGCAGGCCGUGCUGGCCCAGACGGACGUGCGGCAGCGUGAGCUUGAGCAGCUGGGCCGCCAGCUGCGCUAUUACCGCGAGAGCGCAGACCCGCUGGGCGCCUGGUUGCAGGACGCCAGGCAGCGGCAGGAGCAGGUGCAGGCCAUGCCGCUGGCUGACAGUCGGGCCGUGCGGGAGCAGCUGCGGCAGGAGAAGGCGCUGCUGGAGGAGAUCGAGCGCCACGGCGAGAAGGUGGAGGAGUGCCAGAGGUUUGCCAAACAGUACAUCAAUGCCAUCAAGGAUUAUGAGCUCCAGCUGGUCACCUACAAGGCACAGCUCGAGCCGGUGGCCUCGCCGGCCAAGAAGGCCAAGGUCCAGUCUGGGUCGGAGAGCGUCAUCCAGGAGUACGUGGACUUGCGCACACGCUACAGCGAGCUGACCACGCUCACGAGCCAGUACAUCAAGUUCAUCAGCGAGACCCUGCGGCGCAUGGAGGAGGAGGAGAGGCUGGCUGAGCAGCAGCGGGCAGAGGAGCGGGAGCGCCUGGCCGAGGUGGAGGCCGCACUGGAGAAGCAGCGGCAGCUGGCCGAGGCCCACGCCCAGGCAAAGGCGCAGGCGGAGCGGGAGGCUCAGGAGCUGCAGCAGCGCAUGCAGGAAGAGGUGGUGCGGCGGGAGGAGGCAGCGGUGGACGCGCAGCAGCAGAAGCGCAGUAUCCAGGAGGAGCUGCAGCACCUGCGGCAGAGCUCAGAGGCCGAGAUCCAGGCCAAGGCACAGCAGGCGGAAGCGGCCGAGCGCAGCCGGCUGCGCAUCGAGGAGGAGAUCCGUGUGGUGCGCCUGCAGCUGGAGGCGACUGAGCGCCAGCGCAGCGGGGCCGAGGGCGAGCUGCAUGCGCUGCGCACACGAGCGGAAGAAGCCGAGGCCCAGAAGCGGCAGGCGCAGGAGGAGGCAGAGCGGCUUCGGCGGCAGGUGCAGGACGAGAGCCAGCGCAAGCGGCAGGCGGAGGCAGAGCUGGCCCUGCGUGUGCAGGCGGAGGCGGAAGCCGCCCGUGAGAAGCAGCGGGCCCUGCAGGCACUGGAAGAGCUGCGGCUGCAGGCCGAGGAGGCAGAGCGGCGGCUGCGGCAGGCCGAGGCAGAGCGGGCCCGCCAGGUGCAGGUGGCCCUCGAGACCGCCCAGCGCAGUGCCGAGGCAGAGCUGCAGAGCAAGCGCGCCUCCUUUGCAGAGAAGACGGCGCAGCUGGAACGCACGCUGCAGGAGGAGCACGUGACUGUGGCGCAGCUGCGGGAGGAGGCCGAGCGGCGGGCGCAGCAGCAGGCCGAGGCAGAACAGGCCCGUGAGGAGGCUGAGCGAGAGCUGGAGCGCUGGCAGCUCAAGGCCAACGAGGCGCUGAGGCUGCGGCUGCAGGCCGAGGAGGUGGCACAGCAGAAGAACCUGGCGCAGGCGGAGGCCGAGAAGCAGAAGGAAGCUGCAGAGCGCGAGGCGCGGCGGCGCGGCAAGGCAGAGGAGCAGGCCGUGCGGCAGCGCGAGCUGGCUGAGCAGGAGCUGGAGAAGCAGCGGCAGCUGGCCGAGGGUACCGCGCAGCAGCGCCUCGUGGCCGAGCAGGAGCUGAUCCGGCUACGGGCCGAGACGGAGCAGGGAGAACAACAGCGACAGCUGCUGGAGGAGGAGCUCUCUCGGUUGCAGCAGGAAGCGGCCGCCGCUGCCCAAAAGCGCCAGGAACUCGAGGCCGAGCUGGCCAAGGUGCGGGCAGAGAUGGAGGUGCUGCUGGCCAGCAAGGCGCGGGCCGAGGAGGAGUCUCGCUCCACCAACGAGAAGUCCAAGCAGAGGCUGGAGGCAGAGGCCGGCCGGUUCCGCGAGCUGGCGGAGGAGGCCGCCCGCCUGCGCGCCCUGGCUGAGGAGGCCAAGCGGCAGCGGCAGCUAGCCGAGGAGGACGCGGCACAGCAGCGGGCGGAGGCGGAGCGGGUGCUGGCCGAGAAGCUAGCCGCCAUCAGCGAGGCCUCGCGGCUGAAGACGGAGGCAGAGAUUGCGCUCAAGGAGAAGGAGGCAGAGAACGAGCGGCUGCGGCGGCUGGCGGAGGACGAGGCCUUCCAGCGGCGGCGGCUGGAGGAGCAGGCCGCCCAGCACAAGGCCGACAUCGAGGAGCGCCUGGCGCAGCUGCGCAAGGCGUCGGAGGCCGAGAUGGACCGGCAGAAGGGGCUGGUGGAGGACACGCUGCGGCAGCGGCGGCAGGUGGAGGAGGAGAUCCUCGCGCUCAAGGUGAGCUUCGAGAAGGCGGCCGCGGGCAAGGCAGAGCUGGAGCUGGAGCUGAGCCGCAUCCGCAGCAAUGCUGAGGACACCCUGCGCAGCAAGGAGCAGGCGGAGCUGGAGGCACAGCGACAGCGGCAGCUGGCGGCCGAGGAGGAGCAGCGGCGCCGGGAGGCCGAGGAGCGUGUGCAGAAGAGCUUGGCGGCCGAGGAGGAGGCGGCCCGGCAGCGGAAGGCUGCACUUGAGGAGGUUGCGCGGCUGAAAUCCAAGGUGGAGGAGGCACGGCGCCUGCGGGAACGGGCCGAGCAGGAGUCGGCCCGGCAGCUGCAGGUGGCCCAGGAGGCUGCCCAGAAGCGGCUGCAUGCAGAGGAGAAGGCGCAUGCGUUUGCAGUGCAGCAGAAGGAGCAGGAGCUGCAGCAGACCUUGCAGCAGGAGCAGAGCAUGCUGGAGCGGCUGCGAGGCGAGGCGGAGGCGGCACGGCGGUCGGCCGAUGAGGCGGAGGCGGCGCGGGAGCGGGCCGAACAGCAGGCAGCGCAGUCGCGGCAGCAGGUGGAGGCGGCGGAGCGGCUGAAGCAGGCGGCCGAGGAGCAGGCCCAGGCCCAGGCGCAGGCCCAGGCCGCCGCCGAGAAGCUGCGCAAGGACGCUGAGCAGGAGGCGGCGCGGCGGGCGCAGGCGGAGCAGGCAGCGCUGCGGCAGAAGCAGGCGGCCGACGCAGAGAUGGAGAAGCACAAGAAGUUCGCAGAACAGACGCUGCGGCAGAAGGCUCAGGUGGAGCAAGAGCUGACGGCACUACGGCUGCAGCUGGAGGAGACGGACCACCAGAAAGGCAUCCUGGAUGAGGAGCUGCAGCGGCUGAAGGCGGAGGUGACGGAGGCCACGCGCCAGCGCAGCCAGGUGGAGGAGGAGCUCUUCUCCUUGCGGGUGCAGAUGGAAGAGCUGGGCAAGCUCAAGGCGCGCAUCGAGGCGGAGAACCGCACGCUCAUCCUGCGGGACAAGGACAACACACAGCGCUUCCUGCAGGAGGAGGCCGAGAAGAUGAAGCAGGUGGCCGAGGAGGCGGCGCGGCUGAGCAUAGCAGCCCAGGAGGCGGCGCGGCUGCGGCAGUUGGCCGAGGAGGACCUGGCGCAGCAGCGGGGCCUGGCGGAGAAGAUGCUCAAGGAGAAGAUGCAGGCCGUUCAGGAGGCCACGCGGCUCAAGGCCGAGGCCGAGCUGCUGCAGCAGCAGAAGGAGCUCGCUCAGGAGCAGGCCCGGCGGCUGCAGGAGGACAAGGAGCAGAUGGCGCAGCAGCUGGCGCAGGAGACACAGGGCUUCCAGCGGACCCUGGAGACUGAGCGGCAGCGGCAGCUGGAGAUGAGCGCCGAGGCCGAGCGGCUCAAGCUGCGCGUGGCCGAGAUGAGCCGGGCCCAGGCCCGUGCCGAGGAGGAUGCACAGCGCUUCCGGAAGCAGGCCGAGGAGAUCAGCGAGAAGCUGCACCUCACCGAGCUGGCCACGCAGGAAAAGGUGACGCUGGUGCAGACGCUCGAGGUGCAGCGGCAGCAGAGUGACCAGGAUGCCGGGCGCCUGCGGGAGGCCAUCGCUGAGCUAGAGCGGGAGAAAGAGAAGCUGAAGCAGGAGGCCAAGCUGCUGCAGCUCAAGUCUGAGGAGAUGCAGACGGUGCAGCAGGAGCAGCUGCUGCAGGAGACGCAGGCGCUGCAGCAGAGCUUCCUCUCCGAGAAGGACAGCCUGCUGCAGCGAGAACGCUUCAUCGAGCAGGAGAAGGCCAAGCUGGAACAGCUCUUCCAGGACGAGGUGGCCAAGGCGCAGAAGCUGCGUGAGGAGCAGCAGCGGCAGCAGCAGCAGAUGGAGCAGGAAAAGCAGCAGCUGGUGGCCAGCAUGGAGGAGGCGCGGCGGCGGCAGUGUGAGGCCGAGGAGGGCGUGAGGCGCAAGCAGGAGGAGCUGCAGUGCCUGCAACAGCAGCGGAAGCAGCAGGAGGAGCUGCUGGCCGAGGAGAACCGGCGGCUGCGGGAGCGGCUGCAGCGGCUGGAGGAGGAGCACCGUGCCACGCUGGCUCACACAGAGGAGGUCGUUGCCGCCACCAAGGCCUUGCCCAACGGCCGGGAUGCACCUGAUGGCCCAGCCGCAGAGGCAGAGCCCCAGCAUGCUUUCGACGGCCUGCGACGGAAGGUACCGGCCCAGCAGCUGCAGGAGGCAGGCAUCCUGAGCGCAGAGGAGCUGCAGCGGCUGGAGCAGGGCCGCACCACGGUGGCUGAGCUCGCGCAGCGGGAGGACGUGCGCCACUACCUGCAGGGCCGCAGCGGUGUUGCCGGGCUGCUGCUGAAGCCGGCCAAUGAGAAGCUGAGCAUCUACAAGGCCCUGCAGAGGCAGCUGCUGAGCCCCGGCACUGCACUCAUCCUGCUCGAGGCCCAGGCAGCCUCGGGUUUCCUGCUGGACCCUGUGCACAACCGGCGGCUGACCGUCAACGAGGCCGUGAAGGAGGGCCUCGUGGGGCCCGAGAUGCACCACAAGCUGCUGGCGGCUGAGCGCGCGGUCACCGGUUACAAGGACCCCUACACCGGGGAGCAGAUCUCCCUCUUCCAGGCCAUGAAGAAGGGCCUGAUCGUCAGGGAGCACGGCGUGCGCCUGCUGGAGGCCCAGAUCGCCACGGGCGGCGUCAUCGACCCGGUGCACAGCCACCGCCUGCCCGUGGAGGUGGCCUACCAGCGCGGCUACUUCGACGAGGACAUGAACCGCGUCCUGUCCGACCCCGGUGACGACACCAAGGGCUUUUUCGACCCCAACACGCACGAGAACCUCACCUACCUGCAGCUGCUGGAGAAAUGCGUCACCGACCCCGACACGGGCCUGCGCCUCCUGCCACUGACGGACAAGGCUGCCAGGGGUGGUGAGCUGGUCUACACCGACUCGGAGGCCCGCGACGUGUUCGAGAAGGCCACCGUGUCUGCGCCGUUCGGGAGGUUCCAGGGCCGGACGGUGACCAUCUGGGAGAUCAUCAACUCCGAGUACUUCACGGCCGAGCAGCGGCGCGACCUCCUGCGGCAGUUCCGCACGGGCAAGAUCACGGUGGAGAAGAUCAUCAAGAUCGUCAUCACCGUGGUCGAGGAGCACGAGCAGAAGGGCCGGCUCUGCUUUGAGGGCCUGCGCGCCCUGGUGCCUGCCGCCGAGCUGCGCGACAGCGGGGUCAUCAACCCCGACCUCUUCCAGCAGCUGCAGCGGGGCGAGCGCUCUGUGCAGGAAGUGGCCGAGGUGGAUGCCGUGCGUCAGGCCCUGCGGGGGACCGGCGUCAUCGCGGGCAUGUGGCUGGAGGAGGCGGGCCAGAAGCUUAGCGUCUAUGAGGCCCUGAGGCGAGACCUGCUGACGCCUGAGACGGCCCUGGCCCUGCUGGAGGCGCAGGCGGGCACCGGGCACAUCAUCGACCCCUCCACCAGCGCCCGGCUGACCGUGGAUGAGGCCGUCAAGGCCAGCCUGGUGGGGCCCGAGCUGCACGAGAAGCUGCUGUCGGCCGAGAAGGCCGUCACGGGCUACAGGGACCCCUACUCGGGGCAGAGCGUCUCCCUGUUCCAGGCGCUAAAGAAGGGCCUCCUCCCCCGGGAGCAGGGCCUGCGCUUGCUGGACGCCCAGCUCUCCACGGGUGGCAUCGUGGACCCCAGUAAGAGCCACCGCGUGCCCCUGGACGUGGCCUACGCCCGGGGCUACCUGGACGAGGAGACGAGCAGGGCGCUGUUUGCCCCCGCGGAUGACGCCAAGACCUACUGUGACCCCAUCACGUGGGAGCCGGCCACGUACCACCAGCUCCAGCAGCGGUGCCGGCCCGACCCACUGACGGGCCUGAGCCUGCUCCCGCUCUCGGAGGCGGCCGCCCGGGCCCGGCGGGAGGAGCUCUACUCCGACCUGCAGGCCCGUGAGGCUUUCGAGAAGGCCACCGUCGAGGUUCCCGGCGGCAGCUUCCAGGGCCGGACGGUGACCGUCUGGGAGCUCAUCAGCUCCGAGUACUUCUCGGAGGAGCAGCGGCAGGAGCUGCUGCGGCAGUUUCGCACAGGCCGGGUCACGGUGGAGAAGGUCAUCAAGAUCCUGCUCACCAUCGUGGAGGAGGUGGAGACCCGGCGGCAGCAGCAGCUCUCCUUCAGCGGCCUGCGGGCCCCGGUCCCAGCCCGUGAGCUCCUGGAUGCCGGGGUCCUCAGCCAGGCCCAGUUUGAGCAGCUCACGGAUGGCGAGACGUCGGUCAAGGAGCUCUCGGAGGUGGACUCCGUGAGGACACUGCUGCAGGGUAGCGGCUGCGUUGCCGGCAUCUUCCUGGUGGACUCCAAGGAAAAAGUGACUAUCUACGAGGCCAUGAAGCGUGGGCUGCUCAGGCCAAGCACAGCCACGCUCCUGCUCGAGGCCCAGGCAGCCACUGGCUUCCUGGUGGACCCCGUGCGCAACCAGCGCCUGUAUGUCCACGAGGCCGUCAAGGCGGGUGUUGUGGGGCCUGAGCUGCACGAGAAGCUGCUGGCAGCCGAGAAGGCCGUCACCGGCUACACCGACCCCUACACCGGGGGGCAGAUCUCCCUCUUCCAGGCCAUGAAGAAGGGCCUGAUCGUCAGGGAGCACGGCGUGCGCCUGCUGGAGGCCCAGAUCGCCACGGGCGGCGUCAUCGACCCGGUGCACAGCCACCGCCUGCCCGUGGAGGUGGCCUACCAGCGCGGCUACUUCGACGAGGACAUGAACCGCGUCCUGUCCGACCCCGGCGACGACACCAAGGGCUUCUUCGACCCCAACACGCACGAGAACCUCACCUACCUGCAGCUGCUGGAGCGCUGCGUCACCGACCCCGACACGGGCCUGCGCCUCCUGCCGCUGAGGGCGGCCGAGAAGCCCGAGAUGGUGGAGACCACGCACGUGUACACGGAGGAGGAGACCCGCAGGGCCUUCGAGGAGACGCAGAUCAACAUCCCCGGCGGCAGUCCCGGCGGCGCCAUGUCCCUGUGGGAGGUGAUGCAGUCGGACCUGAUCCCCGAGGAGCAGCGGGCCCGGCUGAUGGAGGACUUCCGGGCCGGCCGCGUCACCAAGGAGCGCAUGAUCAUCAUCAUCAUCGAGAUCAUCGAGAAGACGGAGAUCAUCCGCCAGCAGAACCUGGCAUCCUACGACUACGUGCGCCGCCGCCUGACGGCCGAGGAGCUCUAUGCAGCCCGCAUCAUCUCCCUGGAGACCUACAACCUGCUCCGGGAGGGCACCCGGACGCUCCGUGACGUGCUGGAGGCCGAGUCCGCCUGGCGCUACCUGUAUGGCACGGGCUGUGUGGCCGGCCUCUACCUGCCCAGUGCCCGGCAGACCCUGACCGUCUACCAGGCGCUCAAGAAGGGGCUGGUCAGCGCCGAGGUGGCCCGGCUGCUGCUGGAGGCGCAGGCGGCCACGGGCUUCCUGGUGGACCCCAUGAAGAACGAGCGGCUGACCGUGGACGAGGCUGUGCGCAAGGGCCUUGUGGGCCCCGAGCUGCACGAUCGGCUGCUGUCGGCCGAGCGCGCCGUCACCGGCUACCGCGACCCCUACACCGAGCAGACCAUCUCGCUUUUCCAGGCCAUGAGGAAGGACCUGAUUCCUGCAGAGGAGGCCCUGCGGCUGCUGGACGCCCAGCUGGCCACGGGUGGCAUCAUCGACCCGCACCUGGGCUUCCACCUGCCGCUGGACGUGGCCUACCAGCGCGGCUACCUCAACAGGGACACGCACGAGCAGCUCUCGGAGCCCAGCGCCGUCCGCAGCUACGUGGACCCCUCCACGGACGAGCGCCUCAGCUACACGCAGCUGCUGAAGCGGUGCCACCGCGACGGGCCCCGGGCCCCGUUCCUCCUGCCGCUCGCUGACUCCCGCAGGCUGACCUUCCGCGGUCUGCGCAAGCAGAUCACCAUGGAGGAGCUCGUGCGCUCGCGGGUGCUGGACGAGGCCACGGCGCUGCAGCUGCGGGAGGGCCUGACCUCUGUCGAGGAGGUCACCAAGAACCUGCAGAAGUUCCUCGAGGGCACCAGCUGCAUCGCCGGCGUCAUCGUUGACGCCACCAAGGAGCGGCUGUCGGUGUACCAGGCCAUGAAGAAGGGCAUCAUCCGUCCCGGCACGGCCUUCGAGCUCCUGGAGGCGCAGGCGGCCACCGGCUACGUCAUCGACCCCAUCAAGGGGCUCAAGCUGACGGUGGAGGAGGCCGUGCGCAUGGGCAUCGUGGGCCCCGAGUUCAAGGACAAGCUGCUGGCGGCCGAGCGCGCGGUCACUGGCUACAAGGACCCCUACACCGGGAAGCUCAUCUCCCUCUUCCAGGCCAUGAAGAAGGGCCUGAUCCUGAAGGACCACGGCAUCCGCCUGCUGGAGGCCCAGAUCGCCACGGGCGGCGUCAUCGACCCCGAGGAGAGCCACCGCCUGCCUGUGGAGGUGGCCUACCAGCGCGGCCUCUUCGACGAGGACAUGAACGAGAUCCUGGUCGACCCCUCGGACGACACCAAGGGCUUCUUCGACCCCAACACGGAGGAGAACCUCACCUACCUGCAGCUGAUGGAGCGCUGCGUCACCGACCCCCAGACAGGGCUGUGCCUCCUGCCGCUGAAGGAGAAGAAGCGGGAGCGGAAGACGUCCUCCAAGUCCUCGGUGCGCAAGCGCCGCGUGGUCAUCGUGGACCCCGAGACGGGCAAGGAGAUGUCGGUGUACGAGGCCUACCGCAAGGGGCUCAUCGACCACCAGACGUACCUGGAGCUGUCCGAGCAGGAGUGCGAGUGGGAGGAGAUCACCACCUCCUCCUCGGACGGCGUGGUCAAGUCCAUGAUCAUCGACCGGCGCUCGGGCCGCCAGUACGACAUCGACGAGGCCAUCGCCAAGAGCCUCAUCGACCGCUCGGCGCUCGACCAGUACCGCGCCGGCACGCUCUCCAUCGCCGAGUUCGCCGACAUGCUCUCGGGCAAUGCUAGUGGCUUCCGCUCCCGGUCCUCCUCGGUGGGCUCCUCAUCCUCCUACCCCGUCAGCCCCGCGGCCGCCAGGACCCAGCUGUCCUCUUGGUCCGACCCCACGGAGGAGACAGGCCCGGUGGCCGGCAUCCUCGACACGGAGACGCUGGAGAAGGUGUCCGUCACCGAGGCCAUGCACCGCGGCCUGGUGGACAACAUCACGGGGCAGCGGCUGCUGGAGGCGCAGGCCUGCACGGGCGGCAUCAUCGACCCCGGCACCGGCCAGCGCUACUCCGUGGCCGACGCCGUCACCAAGGGCCUGGUGGACAAGAUCAUGGUGGACCGCAUCAAUCUGGCCCAGAAGGCCUUCUGCGGCUUCGAGGACCCGCGCACCAAGACCAAGAUGUCGGCCGCACAGGCGCUGAAGAAGGGCUGGCUGUACUACGAGGCCGGGCAGCGCUUCCUGGAGGUGCAGUACCUGACGGGCGGGCUGGUGGAGCCCGACGCGCCAGGCCGCGUGCCCCUCGAGGAGGCCCUGCAGCGGGGCACCGUGGACGCGCGCACCGCCCAGAAGCUGCGCGACGUCAGUGCCUACUCCAAGUACCUCACCUGCCCCAAGACCAAGCUCAAGAUCUCCUACAAGGACGCGCUGGACCGCAGCAUGGUGGAGGAGGACUCGGGGCUGCGGCUGCUGGAGGCCGCCGCCCAGUCCAGCAAGGGCUACUACAGCCCCUACAGCGUGAGCGGCUCCGGCUCGGCCACCGGCUCGCGUACCGGCUCGCGCACGGGCUCCCGGGCUGGCUCACGGCGCGGCAGCUUCGACGCCACAGGCUCCGGCUUCUCCAUGACCUUCUCCUCCUCCUCCUACUCCUCCUCGGGCUACGGCCGCCGCUACGCCUCGGGGCCCUCGGCCUCCCUGGGCGGCUCUGAGCCCGCGGUGGCCUGAGCCCCGCGCCCACCCCGCCCCGCUCUGCAUGCAGCUCCUCUCCAGGCGCGGAGGUCUUUCUCUGGUGUUUGAAGGUGUCUUCCUCCAAAGCAGUGCCUAAACCUUAGCCCAAAGCCCAGACUAAUCCGUUAACAGGUUCCUGCCAUUCAGACAGUCUGUGUCUCGGGGACACCUGCCCCUGCCGGGUGCCCCCACGCCUCUACCUGCCACUCACCGCAGCCAGGUGCCUUGGAGGGUCCGGAGCCAGGCCCCCAGCCCCCCUCCCGCUUCCCCAGGGCGGGCUCAGUCUCAGGCCCACCCCACUGGAGCCCUGGCCCCCAGCCCCCUCCCUAGCAGGCCCUCAGCCCUCCUGGGGCUUUGACCGCCCCCAGGCCCGGUGUUUUCUCCUCGGUGUGUUUGUGGGGCUGACCUGCUAGCUCUGCGGCCUUGCUGGGGAGGGGGCGGGAGGGAGGGUCCACUUUCCCAGCCUGCCCAGGGAAGCGGCCACCGGGCCCAGGACAGCUCCUGCAGCUGGUCUGAGCUGUGGGUUCCGUUCUCAGCUCUGCUUUGUGGCUUGUACCCCCCACACCCCCGACUCACACGCCCAAGAUCCCGGGCCUCUGGCCUCAGCCCCCCUAGAAGUGCCUUCUGUGUUCUUUCCUUGUACCCCAGGCCCGAGGCCCCCGACCCGGGUGGGAGACGGAUGUCCCUGGUGACGGGCUCGUUUCCGGCUCAGCCCUCAGGAGCGGGGCUGGACCAGGGCCCGGCUGGGCGUGGCUGGAGGUCCUGCAGGGCUGCCCAGCCCCCUCCGUCCUACAGAUGGGGGCUCUAGCUGCCGCCUCUCCCAGAGAGCUUCGGCCCCUUUGUUCAGCUGAGGGGCACCAGCUGGGCGGUCGACUGGCGCGGGUGCUUCCACCUGUGGCCCCAGGCCCGCCUGCCCGCCCGGCCCCCAGCCCCGGCAGCUCCCACCCGUCUCCACCCUCUGGCUGAGCUUUGCAUGUUCCACUAACCCAGGCAGGCGGCAGGCGGAGGGGCCAGGCUGCCGGUGCGUACGUGAGGGCAGAACACUAACCUGACCAUGGGCGGGGGCCCUGCGGCGCCCGCCCCCCAAUAAAGCAAUUCCAACCUUC